AUGAGACAUUGCGCCAUUUCCCGCCCGUCCUUUAUUCUAUGCGCUAUGCGCCACAUCUCCGAGGAGCAGCAAAUUGUGGACUCGGACGGGUCACAUCUGCUCACCCCUCCAAUGCAUAUUCAUGUCGAGCACCUGAACGUCCACUACGACCCGGCGAUCUGGGGCUCGGACGCCGAGGAGUUCAAGCCAUCCAGAUGGAUCGAUAGUUCCGGUCAGCUUAUCACCCUCCGCCAAAAGGCACGUACCUGCCCUGGUCUGCUGGGCCACGACAUGAAGAUGUCGCAAGUAGAGUUUGUCGCGACAAUUGCGACGCUGUUCCAGCGGGCUCGGUGCGAGCCGUUGCCAAUAGCUGGAAUCGAGGAUCCAGACGAGUUGCAACAGAUGCUGCGUCAGAAGCUCAACGAAUCCAUUAUCAAAAUGACGUUGCAGGUCAAGGAUCCUCAAGAGGUGGCGUUGCGAUGGAUUCGUGAUGAGGCAUGA
Penicillium alfredii is the source of this 480-nucleotide messenger RNA. RefSeq lists its product as uncharacterized. The record is from RefSeq and is a predicted model, not a curated record. Gene Ontology annotation, molecular function: heme binding; monooxygenase activity; iron ion binding. The transcript has 2 exons. The coding region runs from base 1 to 480 and encodes 159 amino acids. Lineage: Eukaryota; Fungi; Ascomycota; Eurotiomycetes; Eurotiales; Aspergillaceae.